This is a messenger RNA of Mandrillus leucophaeus (drill), 581 nucleotides long. Its product is annotated as keratin-associated protein 12-1-like. Gene Ontology annotation, cellular component: keratin filament. Lineage: Eukaryota; Metazoa; Chordata; Mammalia; Primates; Cercopithecidae. The transcript has 2 exons. The coding region runs from base 35 to 325 and encodes 96 amino acids. The record is from RefSeq and is a predicted model, not a curated record.
CUUCUGCCUCGACCUUAUCCAGCCACACACCACCAUGUGCCAUACCAGCUGCUCCUCAGGCUGCCAGCCAACCUGCUGCGUGUCCAGCCCCUGCCAGGCAUCCUGCUGCGUGCCUGUGGGCUGCCAGUCCUCCGUGUGUGUGCCCAUGAGCUUCAAGCCAGCUGUGUGCGUGCCUGUGAGCUGCCAGUCUUCCGUGUGCGUGCCUGUGAGCUGCAGGCCCGUUGUUUAUGCGGCUCUCUCCUGCCAGUCCUCCGGGUGCUGCCAGCCCUCCUGCGCCAGCGUCCUCUGCAGACCCAUCUCCUGCAGCAUCCCUUCCUGCUGCUGACCAUGAAUCUCCAGACCCGCUGCUCCCAGUGCAGAUGAGGCCACACCUGCACACUCCCCGGAUGAGUCCUCAGUUGGUCUUCUGCACACGGGGCAGGUGAAAAGCAUGCUCAGUGAACCCUCUGAAUUCUGGAUCGAGAAUAUGACAGAAUGAUCUGGAGCCCUUGUUGACCUUGCCCAUCCCCCCAGGGAAGUCCAGGGUCCUAGAGUCAUUCUCUGACCCCACGAGAGCCAAAUAAACCAGCUUUCCCUAUGCA